AAGGCACUUAUAUUAAAUGUAUAUACAAUUUUCGGGUCACCUGUAGUAUUAACUUUGAAAACACAAACAAUUUUUCAAGUAUAAAACAUUUUAUUGUUUAAUAUGGGUAAAAAAGAUAAAAAUAAGAAGAAAAUAAGUGGCAGUGUAAAAACUGCACUUAAAACUGAAAAGAAAUUAAACUCUAAACAGAAAAAGGAAUUGGCUGCACGUGGUGAGGAUGACAUAGAACAUGUGAUUGCUGAAAUUGAGAGAGAAGAAGCAAGAAGAAAACAUGUUGUUGAAAAAACAGUAGCACCACCAUCUCGACGUAUAAAUUGUACUUUAACAGCUCACCCAUUUAAAGAUGAACUUAUUAUGUUUGGAGGAGAAUUUCAUGAUGGAAGAACGACUUUCGUUUAUGGAGAUAUGUUUACAUAUAAUUUAAGCAAAAAUGAAUGGACUAUUAUAAAAGCACCUGGUUCUCCACCUCCACGGUGUAGUCAUCAAGCAGUAACCACAAAUGUAAAUAAGGGAGAACUGUGGAUAUUUGGUGGUGAAUUUACAAGUCCUUCAGAAUCACAAUUUUAUCACUAUAAAGAUUUAUGGGUGUACAGAUUUGCAACAAAGAAAUGGGAAAAAAUUUUAUCUCCUGGUGGGCCAUCUGCCAGAAGUGGUCAUCGAAUGGCUCUCAUAAAAAAGCAGUUAAUAAUUUUUGGUGGAUUUCAUGAUAAUUUAAGAGAUUAUAAAUAUUACAAUGAUGUAUAUCUAUUUAAUCUUGACACAUAUACAUGGCAUAAGAUUGAAAUGUCUGGUGUUUCACCACCUCCCAGGUCUGGAUGUAUAAUGUUACCAACACCUGACAAUAAAGUUCUUGUGUAUGGAGGAUAUAGUAAAGAGAGGAUCAAAAAGGAUGUUGAUAAAGGCUAUGUUCAUACAGACAUGUAUUUAAUGACUCCUGAGAAAAAUGAUCAAACUGGUUUGAAAUGGAAAUGGGUACUUGUAAAACAAUCAGGAAUUAAAAUAUUACCAAGAUGUAGUGUAUCAGGGGUUUUAGUUCAGUCACAUCUAGCCUAUUUAUUUGGCGGAGUUUUUGAUAAUGAAGAUGAUGAUGAAGAACUUCAUGGAACAUUUUAUAAUGAUUUACUGGCUCUAGAUUUAGAAAAAUUCCAAUGGAGGACAGUGACAUUACACGGAAAAAAGGAUGUGACCGUACGACGUCGUAGAAGAAAACCAAAAGAAGAUGGUGAGCAAGAAUGUGAUAGUGAAAAUGAAGAUGAUAAUGACAAUGAAAUACAAGAAAUGGAAGAAUCACCAUCUAUUCCUAUCGAAUCUGUGACAACUCAUGACGACGGGAUUUUCACGGUUACAAUAGGACCCGCGCGAACAUCUGUUACACAAGAACAAGAAAUUUGUCAAACAGAUAUAUUUAUGCCAUGUCCAAGAAUAAAUGCUGCACUUGCUGUGAAGCAUAACAUUUUAUAUUUAUAUGGCGGCAUGUUUGAAGAUGGAGACCGACAAUAUACACUGAAUGAUUUUUAUAGUUUAGAUUUACGUAAAUUAGACGAAUGGAAAACAAUAAUACAUGAUGAUUUAUCUAAGCAAGCGUGGUUUGAUUCCAGUAGUUCGGAUUCGGAUAGUGAGCAAACAGAUGACAGUAGUGAAAGUGAAAAUGACUCUGAUGAUGAACAUAUGGACGUUGAUAAAAAUGAGUAAUUGUAUUUUUUAUUUUACAUGUAUUACAGUCUUAACUCUUUAAUUUAAAUAUUAAAAAAGAUCAGAAUACUA
This is a messenger RNA of Megachile rotundata (alfalfa leafcutting bee), 1764 nucleotides long. Its product is annotated as kelch domain-containing protein 4. The record is from RefSeq and is a predicted model, not a curated record. NCBI's taxonomy places the organism in Eukaryota, Metazoa, Arthropoda, Insecta, Hymenoptera, Megachilidae. Gene Ontology annotation, molecular function: protein binding.